Molecule: messenger RNA, 189 nt
Organism: Haemonchus placei
Lineage: Eukaryota; Metazoa; Nematoda; Chromadorea; Rhabditida; Trichostrongylidae
Source: the annotation of a GenBank genome assembly
CAGGAAAGGUCAAGAGGUCGAAUCAAGCCUGAUCUAUUGAACGAUUACGAUUCUGGGUCGUGGGCCCUGCUCGAAGUACCAGUCGUUGCAUGGUCGGACUCUGCUGUCUUUGGUUUACCGUUUAUGGAUAAGAAUGUAGGUUAUUUAUUCGUAAUAAUUUGUAAUAUGUUUUUUUGUAAAUUGCUAUAA